AUGCAGCAGAGCAAACACGGCAGUGCUGGCGCCGCUCGGGGCUGCUGUCGACUGAGACUCGUGGACUUUGAGGGACAUGAAAACCACGUGUCCCACGAGACCCAGGGGCUCAGCGACGGGCGGCUGGUGGUCCGACGAGGGAAGCCGUUCAAGCUCACCCUGCUGUUCCACGGCCGGACCUGGAGUCUGUACAGCCAGAGGCUGGAGCUGCAGGUUUAUCUAGGGAAUCUGUCGCAGCGUUUCCCAGUUCAGUUCUCCGGGGACCAGUUGAACCCCCACAGCUGGCGGGCCACGACCCCCCCUGGAAACCAGCACCCGGAGGGCGUCACGGUCCACGUGUGCUCCCCGGCUCUGUCCCCGGUGGGUCAGUACCGCCUCUCCCUCCACGUAGAGACCCCGCGGCUCAGACGGACCUACCGGCUGGGAACGUUCGUGCUGCUCUGCAACCCCUGGCUGCCAGAUGAUCCGGUGUACAUGCCGCUGGACGUUCACUUACAGGAAUACGUCAGGAAUGACUACGGCAUGCUUUUCACUGGCUCUCAUACCAACGUUGCCAAGCGGCCCUGGUCAUUUGGUCAGUAUGAGCCCGGGGUCCUGGAAGCGUGCCUGAAGCUUCUGGACGUCAGCCCCGAGCACCUGAGCGACGCCGACAAGGACUACACCUCCCGAGGAGACCCGGUCUACCUGAGCAGGGUGGCCUGCGCCAUGGUGAACUGUAACGAUGACCGGGGGGUCCUGGAGGGGAGAUGGGAGGGCGGCUACCAGGCCGGCGUGAAGCCGACAGACUGGAGCGGGAGCGCCGACAUCCUUCGCCGCUGGGCCUCGUCCGGCUGCAGCCCCGUCCGCUACGGACAGUGCUGGGUGUUCGCCUCCGUCCUCUGCACAGUGAUGCGGGUCCUGGGGAUUCCCUCCAGGGUGGUCACAGUUUUCAACGCAGCCCACGACACCGACGGCAACACGGCGGUUGAGGAAUUCUACACAAGUACCGGGAAGAAGCUCAACCUGUCAAAGGACAGCAUUUGGAACUUCCAUGUGUGGGUGGAGUGCUGGAUGAGGAGACUGGACCUCAGUCCAGAGUUUGAUGGAUGGCAGGUUGUGGAUCCGACUCCCCAGGAGACGAGUGCAGGGAGAUUCCGGUCCGGCCCGUGUCCGGUCGCUGCCAUCCAGCAACGUUGCCUUUUGGCUUCGUUUGACACGGCGUUCCUCUACGCCUCCGUGGACGCCGACGUGGUGCGGGUGAUUGUGCGUCACGGACGGGAGGUGGGGAGGACGGUGGACACCGACUCGGUGGGGAGGCUCAUCUGCACCAAGAGUGUCUCCUCAGACCGGCCAGAGAACCUGACACAGUUCUACAAGGGCGGGAAAAGGCUGCAACAGGCAAACCCCGUCGGAACGAUGUCCCGGGCCACGAUGAAAAUGAAGACUGGACUGUUUGUAAAAAAAACGUUUUCGAGCAACUUUUCUGAUUCCGCUGGGCCAUCCUGUUGGAGUCUUACAGAAGAUGCAGCAGGAGAAAUGGCGCCCAGUUUGGACGUGUCCCUCCGCGUGGAUGGUGGGGGGCCGUUACUGGGUCAGAGCAUCCGCUUGUGUGUGACCAUCACAAACCGGUCCAGCAGUCCCCGAGCUCUGAUCGCGUAUGUCGACGCGCAGAUGAAGGAGUACAACAGCAACCCACAGGAGAGCUUCUGGAAAACACACCAGGCGGCGCACGUACAGCCACACGAAGUGUUGACCCUCCGCCCGGCCAUCCUUUACUCCGAGUACGAGUGGGUUCUGUCAGCUGAGGAUAUCGUGAAUGUGGCCGUGGUGGUAAAGGACAUGCAGACGUCGGAGAGAGCCCUGGCUGCUCAAGAGAUCAGCGUAAACGCACCGGAGAUCUCUAUACAGGUGGACGGUGGGAGCAGCAUCCACAUGAACAAAGGCCACACGGCCCACGUGGCGUUCACAAACCCGUUCAUCUCGCCUCUGUCGGGAGCCGUGCUGAGCGUGGAGGGAUCCGGCCUGCUGCAAGGACAGGAAGUCGUCAGGCUGGCGUUCUUGGAGCCGGGCAGGAAGAUGGAGAAGACGGUGUCCAUCCUGGCCACUACACCCGGUACCAAGCUGCUGGUGGCCACGCUGACGCACGGCAACGGCUCCAAGGUGGUUUCCAGGAGUUUCCACAAAGUCUCUGUCACGGCCGCGUGA
This is a messenger RNA of Cololabis saira (Pacific saury), 2184 nucleotides long. RefSeq names its product protein-glutamine gamma-glutamyltransferase 5-like. Bases 1 to 2184 code for a protein of 727 amino acids. Gene Ontology annotation, molecular function: protein-glutamine gamma-glutamyltransferase activity. The record is from RefSeq and is a predicted model, not a curated record. Gene Ontology annotation, biological process: peptide cross-linking. NCBI's taxonomy places the organism in Eukaryota, Metazoa, Chordata, Actinopteri, Beloniformes, Belonidae. The transcript is spliced from 15 exons.